CCUCUUCCGGGCCGACGGCUAGGGAGGCGGAAGUGCGGUGUUCCCUAAGGCUGCGGUCUCCGAGCGGGCGGAGGCGAGCCUCCCGAAGUGGGGGCCCGGCCGGAAUGGCGGCAGCGGCGGCCGGGACGGGGACUUGGGCGGCCCAGGAAAAGCAGUUCCCGCCGGCGCUGUUGAGCUUCUUCAUCUACAACCCACGUUUCGGGCCGCGCGAGGGAGAGGAAGAAAAUAAAAUUUUGUUUUACCAUCCAAAUGAAGUAGAAAAGAAUGAAAAAAUUAGAAAUGUUGGAUUAUGUGAAGCAAUCGUACAGUUUACAAGGACUUUCAGCCCAUCGAAACCUGCAAAAUCUUUACACACACAGAAGAAUAGACAGUUCUUCAAUGAACCAGAAGAAAAUUUCUGGAUGGUCAUGGUUGUUCGGAAUCCUAUCAUCGAAAAGCAAAGUAAAGAUGGCAAGGCGGUAGUGGAGUACCAAGAGGAGGAACUGUUGGACAAGGUGUACAGCUCAGUGCUCCAGCAGUGCUACAGCAUGUACAAGCUUUUUAAUGGGACGUUUCUGAAAGCCAUGGAAGAUGGAGGUGUCAAGCUCCUAAAAGAGAGAUUAGAGAAAUUCUUCCAUCGGUAUUUGCAGACGCUACAUUUGCAAUCAUGUGACCUCCUGGAUAUCUUUGGUGGGAUCAGCUUCUUCCCGUUGGAUAAAAUGACUUACUUGAAAAUCCAGUCCUUUAUUAACCGAAUGGAAGAAAGCCUGAGUGUAGUCAAAUACACAGCAUUCCUGUACAACGACCAGCUCAUCUGGAGUGGACUAGAACAAGAUGACAUGAGAAUUUUGUACAAAUACCUCACCACCUCACUGUUCCCCAGACACAUCGAACCUGAGUUGGCGGGAAGGGACUCCCCAGUAAGGGCGGAAAUGCCGGGAAAUCUUCAACACUACGGAAGAUUUCUUACUGGACCCUUGAACCUUAAUGAUCCAGGAGCAAAAUGCAGAUUCCCCAAAAUUUUUGUAAAUACAGAUGACACUUAUGAAGAGCUCCAUUUAAUUGUUUAUAAGGCCAUGAGCGCAGCUGUGUGCUUCAUGAUCGACGCCUCCACGCAGCUCACGCUGGAUUUCUGCCGAAGAUUGGACAGCAUCGUCGGGCCGCAGCUCACAGUGCUGGCAUCUGACAUCUGUGAGCAGUUUAAUAUCAACAAGAGAAUCUCUGGGUCUGAAAAAGAGCCCCAGUUUAAGUUCAUCUACUUCAACCACAUGAAUUUAGCAGAGAAAAGUACAAUUCACAUGAGGAAGACGCCCAGCGUGUCACUCACGUCCGUCCACCCAGAUCUAAUGAAGAUUCUAGGGGACAUCAACAGUGACUUUACCAGAGCAGAUGAAGAUGAAGAGAUCAUUGUGAAAGCCAUGAGCGACUACUGGGUUGUGGGGAAGAAGUCUGACCAGCGGGAGCUCUACGUGAUUCUCAAUCAGAAGAACGCAAACCUGAUCGAGGUCAAUGAAGAGGUGAAGAAACUCUGCGCCACACAGUUCAACAACAUCUUCUUCUUGGAUUGACUCUAACGGCUCACAACACAUCUUUAAAAACCUCAGCAAACCUUUGUUUACCAUUACAACUUACUGGUCAUGAUAGUGACUGGGUCAGUGACACUCGUAAAGCAAUACCUGCUUUGAGAAAUCGAAUUUCUACGUGGUCUGAUGAUUCCCCGAGGUUUUUAGAUGUUAGAUAUCUAUGUGGAAUUAAUUAUAGUCAGCUGGCUGUCACCCCAUCCCGCUGACUUCACGUGGAUAUUUUACUGGGAAAGGAGAGUAAUAAAUUGUUAAAGUUUUUAAAAA
Rattus rattus (black rat) is the source of this 1826-nucleotide messenger RNA. It is a transcript of the gene Ccz1, whose product is annotated as CCZ1 homolog, vacuolar protein trafficking and biogenesis associated. Gene Ontology annotation, cellular component: intracellular membrane-bounded organelle; Mon1-Ccz1 complex. Bases 105 to 1547 code for a protein of 480 amino acids. Lineage: Eukaryota; Metazoa; Chordata; Mammalia; Rodentia; Muridae. Gene Ontology annotation, biological process: vesicle-mediated transport. The record is from RefSeq and is a predicted model, not a curated record. The transcript has 15 exons.